CCGGCCCGGGCACCGGAGCCGGAUCCCCGGAUCACCUCAGGCUGUUCCGGCCGGUGUGUCACGGUUCACAGAGCUGUGGAGAAGCGGCAGGUAUUCACCCUUCAACCUGUUCCCAACCUGUUGACUCUCACGUGCCUCUGCUCUCUCCGGGCUUAGCCUCCUUCAGCCUCCUCUCCAGCCGGCACCGGCAACAGGUUGAACCGCCCGCCCGGCUCACAGCUCCGUGAGCCCGUUUCGCUUGAACCACCUUCUCUGUUGCUGCUUGAGGCGCGAGUGGUGUACGUUGAGUUCGGCGCGCGGGGCGGCCCUGCUGGGCGGAGCAGAGCGAGAGAAGCAGCAGGAGAAGGUGGGCGGUGUUCGUCUGCAGAUCACCUGAGAUAAGAGAGGCUGCUGGCUUGCCUUCCCAUCCCUUCAGCAGCUGGGGGUUGUUUGAAAAACGUGGUUUAUUUAUCAUAAUCCAUUUUGGAGGAUCUUUUUAACUUUGUGGAAGAAUGAGCGUCUACACUGUAUCGCUUCCCGGCCCCGGCCCCUGGGGCUUCAGGAUGCAGGGAGGCAAGGACUUCAACAUGCCGCUGACCAUCUCCAGGAUUACUCCAGGCAGCAAAGCAGCACAGGGAAACCUGAUCCAGGGUGAUGUCAUACUCGCCAUCGAUGGAGUCAGCACGGAUGGGAUGACCCAUCUGGAAGCCCAGAACAAGAUCAAAAUGGCCCACCAUAACCUGGCACUCACAAUGACCAAGUCAAAACGCCCCGUUCCAAUGGCCACGCCAAGAAUGGAUGCUGCUAUUCCCUUGAUCCCUCACCAACAGGUUUUCCCCCCGGCUGCUCCCAACGCUGGCUUCAACCCCGCCCUGGACACUGCCCUCUCCACUCAUAAGCCCAUCGAGGUGAAGGGCCCAGGUGGUAAGGCCACUAUCAUCCAUGCCCAGUACAACACACCCAUCAGUAUGUACUCACAGGACGCCAUCAUGGACGCCAUUGCAGGGCAGACGCAGGCCAAGGGGCACGAAAUGGGCAUGUACGGUCGGCCUCCUGCCAUGCAUCAGCCUCCGCACAUCCCGCCUCCUCAACAGUACCAGCCAAUGCCACAACAGUACCAGCACCCUCCUAUGCAACAGGCCCCGCCCACCCAGCAGAGCUCCAUUCAGAUCCCUCUUGGCUCCGCCCCUCCCAAAGUGGUCAGCACCGCUUGCAUCUACCCCUCUCAGCCAGCUCCACCUCAGCCCUGCCCCCCACCUGCUGCUCCAGCCCCAGCCCCAGCACCAGCUCCUCCUGCCUCUGCCAACAGGCCUCCGUGGGUGGCCGACACUAGCUUUGCCAACAAGUUUGACCCCAGUAAGACAACCACCACAACUAUAAAGAUGCAGCCGCUGCCCCAGGCUGCCCCUCCUCCGCCAGUAUAUAUCCCCAACCCAUCACCUGCUGCACCUGUAGCACCCAGCCCCAUCACACCAAGCCCUGCUCCCUUCUCACCUGUGGCGAGGGGUGUGGCCCAAAGGGCAGAGAGGUUUGCUGCCAGCAGCCGUACACCUCUGUGUGGAGCCUGCAACAGUGUCAUCAGGGGUCCCUUCCUUGUGGCCCUUGGUAGGUCCUGGCACCCUGAGGAGUUUAACUGUCACUACUGCCACAUGUCUCUGGCUGACGUCAGCUUUGUGGAGGAACAGAACAACGUCUACUGUGAGAAGUGCUACGAGGAGUUCUUUGCUCCAACCUGCGCCCGCUGCAACACCAAGAUCAUGGGGGAAGUGAUGCACGCUCUGCGGCAGACAUGGCACACCACCUGCUUUGUGUGUGCUGCAUGUGGCAAAGCAUUUGGAAACAGUCUCUUCCACAUGGAGGAUGGAGAGCCAUACUGUGAGAAAGAUUAUAUCGCACUCUUCAGCACCAAGUGUCAUGGAUGUGACUUCCCGGUUGAAGCUGGUGAUAAGUUCAUUGAGGCUCUGGGUCACACCUGGCAUGACACCUGUUUCGUCUGUGCGGUUUGUCAUGUGAAUCUGGAGGGCCAGCCUUUCUACUCAAAGAAAGACAAACCUCUGUGCAAGAAGCACGCUCAUGCAAUCAACGUGUAGACGAACAAGCUGCGAAUGUGCUGCUCUAGAAUCGACGGGGGCCCGUUGUGAUGAAAACAAGCCAACAACAACUUACUGAUGUGUGUGUAAACGCUCUUUAUGCAAAAUACACUUUGGUUUGAGAUGUAUUCUUUGUGCAUUAACAUGAAUGAUUCUAACAAGGCUGCCUGAUGAGUCGAAUGUUGAGAAAAUCUUGAUUGUUUUCCUUUGUCCAUCCAACCCUCUUUAUGAUGUACUGUAGUGUUUUCUUUCUUAUGUUUUCUACCAGACACUACAGUGUGUUUGAUAUUACAUAGUUGCUGUUCAGUUUAAGAUGCAGAGGAGUUCAUGUGGAGUCUUGAGUGUGCCAAAUGAUCAAAUUAUUUUAUUUAUGGCUUAGGUGACCCAUGUACGUGUUGCUUUGAACAAAACAAGUCUAUCUUUAAAAAAAGAUAGACUUUAAAAUCGUAUUUAAUUGCUCUGUAUUUUCAGUGUAUUUUGACUUUCAGAUUCAAUAUUAUAACUAAAACACAUCGAAAUUGUUUUUCUAUUAAAUUUUCUAUUAAAACAGCUCUAAUUGUCAACAAUUUAAACGCUUAUAAAUACUGAGAAAUAACUUUUUCAGUGUCACACUGAAGACUCUGUAGCUUCUACAGCAUAGCUGAUAUUUGUAAGCAGCAUUUAGUUCCCAUCAUACCUUGGAUGAUUCUCAGUACUGUGCCUAUUUUGAGUUCAAUUGUCUUGGUCUUUUGAAGGCUACCGUAGUUUUGUUUCACUUUUCCUUAACUAACUGUUUCAUUCAUUUCCAAUAAUUUUGUGUUUUGAUUUGAAAAUCCACAUGACUGUAUCUUCUCUCAGCCUGGAUCAGUCUAUAAAAUGAACUCAGGCUACUGAUGGCAGAUGUGCUGGUGGUCUGACUGCAGCUGUUUUACAGUGAACUGAACUCAGAGCGGCACAUGAAGAAGCCUUAUCUGCUCUGUGUUCGACACGUUGUUAGAGGAGAGACAGACAGUGAAUGUAACACGACCGGGUGACACUUUUCAUCAGCCUCAUUCCAGCAGGUGAGGGGGAAAACUGCACCACUGUGCUUACACAAAAAACUACCAAGUACAUUUUAUUCAGGUAUUAACAAGAGGCUUCUGUAGGCCCUAGUGAUGUAGUGACAGUGGCAGAGUAAAAGGAACAAUCUUAUAGAGAAUUAAUUUAAAGGCAAAAAGACACCAAAACUACAAAGACACAAAAUUUUAGUGAAAAACAGAAUGACUUUAAGAAGUCCAAAAUGACAACAUGAUUGCAAAGUGACUACAAAGACACUUAAAACAACUUUAAAAAGAUGCAAAAUAACUUCAAAGUACUGAAAAAAUGUAAGACGCUGACUUCAAGCACAGAAAAUGACUUCAAAGAAGUUAAAAGCUUCAAACAGAAAUGACUACAUUUACCAAAAUGACAUUAAAUAGAGACAUCAAAGGCACUCUGAAUUAGUAGUAGGAGCCACAAAAGAUAGAAGAUAGAAACAAAAAUCUUAGAGAUUCAAGAGGAGCUUGAUGACAGCAAAUACAAAAUAAAAACAAAACUGUGCCAAACAGGUAAUAAAAGUGACUUCAAAGAGACACAAAACAACUUUUUAGAGACUUAGAGUGUAAAUACAAGAAAAUUCCCCAAAGAAGGCAAACAUUCAUAAGAAAAGGCAUGGAUGGAUUUCAAAGAGAUGCAAAAUAACAUAGACCUACUUUUAUCUUUUUAAAGGGCUUCAAAAUUGGUAACAAGUUGCAACUUGUUAAUUUGUGAUUUGACAUGUUAAUGAUUUGACUUCAGUGAUUGUUACCAAUAGAUGUUUAAAAAAGAAUAAAAACAUAUCAUGAAAAUCCUCUUUUUAAAAAUAUUUUUGCACAUGCAUCAGGGUAUCCAGAGUAUCUACUGACCCACAACAUGUGAAAUGAGCCCACCCAGUUUUUUAUUCAUUGCCUGCCUAUGACUGAAAACAUGAAAUCUGAUGGUCUGUUCAGAAUCCAUGCCUAAUGUGACUAACUGAGUUACACUGACAAGAGUUGUUAGAUAAACUUUUAAAAAAUGUAUUUCAAGUGGUAACACACAGAUGAAGGUAGUUUUCCCAACUCAAAUAACAAGUUGUAUUAACACAGUUCCUUUGAGUUUCUAUGAUUUCUUUGAAAGUGAAAAUAUUCAUUGGCGCAACUUAAAUUUAAUGCAAGUCAGCUUAAAGUUUACAGUAAUUCCCACCCAAUGAUUAACUUCCCCUACACUGUAAAACCAAACAAGCUGAAAAUACUCUUAAAUUUUGUUCAAACUGAUUAAUAAUUACACUGUAAUUUAAGUUAAAUAACACUUUGGGAACUCCGCUACACAUAAAAACUGUUUAAAUCAAUCUCAAAACGACAUGUUUGAGUUCAGUACUUUACUUUAACUGAUUAAGUUGCUCUCCACAGGACUUACGUUACUGAGUUGGUAACUUCACUUAUGGUGCAAAAGUGUCUAAUGCCCAACGGCGUUCUGGUAAAAAUCAUGCAGAUUAAGAAACGAUUGUCAAAUAAUUUGAGUACAAUGCAAAAAAAAAAAAAAUUUAGAAUGAUUAAGCACUUUUUACUUAAAACUAAAAAUGUGCUUUGGCAGCUCAGAAAAAUAGACCAAAAUUCUAUUUUGAAAGUAUUGUAUUUUUAACUUAACACAACUCAUUUUUUAAACAACCUUCUCCUGUUUGGUCUUACAGAGUAGCUGGUCUGGCUGUUUAAUCAUUUUAAAUUAAGCAACAGGAAAGGUGGAAAAUAAAUGUACAUUAUGACAUCAGACACAAAGAAACAAAACUUAAGUGAAACCUAACUAAUGCGCUUUACCUGAGCUCAUAGUUCUACUCACAAUUUCCCAAAAAAGUACACUACCAUCGCUAAAGUAUAAACUGGAUUAGAUUCAUUGCAUUACAUUGCUUCAACACUCAAAUACACUUUUCGAGCACAUUGCCAUACCAGUCACUACCCAGACAUCUCCACCCAACAGUCAUGGAAGCACGAAGCUAUUCUUGUGUUGACUGAACCCGUUAAGGAAAGGGGCGGAGUGACUUGCAUUUAAAGAAACCUCCACCAAAGCUUCUGAAAAAGGUUGAGCUGGUUUCUACAGGGUCCUCUGGUGCUUGAUUUCUAUCACAGUUUGGGCAAGGCACAAUAAAGACAUCUCAUUUAGGCCACAGGGAAAUAUUUAAAGGUAGAAAAGAGGUCAUAUUUGUCGCCUUGAGUAGAUCCACAAUAUCUUUUUUCAGUGUUGUUUUAUGACCUUGGAUAUCAUGGAACAAAACAUCCAGAAAGAGACACACACCACCCAAAUGAGGCACAAAGCUACACAAUAUGACUCCAAAGAGGCAAAAAACAACAGAGAUGAAAAAUGGCCUCAGAUAUCCCAGAUAUUAUUGGUUUAUUUGGAGUAGAUUUUCCAGGUGAACAUGCUCAGGUGAGGCUGCUGCAGAGUGUCAUUUUGUGUCUGACAAUGUGAUUUUUAACUAACAAUCCUUUGAGUUCACAUACAGUAGGUGUUACUAUGCAACCUUGAAUUUCAUAUUUAUUGACUAUUUUGUCUGUGUGCUAUUUAUUUAAAGCUAAUAUAUCAUCACUGCUGCAUUCAGUGCUCAUGAAAUUAUCAUUGUAAUUUUGUUUUGUGGAUGUUUGGCAUCACAAGAUGUAUUUUAAAGUGUUGAUACAUUUUUUUUUGUAAUUAUUCCGCUAAUGUUUAUUGCUAUCCUUAAAUGUUAGGGUUUGAAUGUUUAUUACAAUGGCUUCUCUUACUACAGGGACAUUUGAUUACUCCGGUCACCCUACAGGCCUUUAGACCAGUGGUUCUCAACUGGUGGGUUGUGGAGCUGUUUUCAGGGGGCUAUGAUUGUGUACCUGGGAAAAACAAUCACAGCAGAGAGGCUACGAUACAUAGAAGCUGUAUGAUUGGAAAUGCUGGACUUCCAUGCAUUAUUUUACCUGCAUUGUUAUUUCAAGAUCUUGAGUUAUUUCUUUCUUGUCUUGUAAUAACAGUGCUACUUUUUCCAUUAUAAUGUGUCAGUUUUUCUAAAAAAAACAAACCAAACACAUUAUUAUGGGAAAACAUAGAGUAAAAUAAAAAGAAUGCAUACAUUUCCUUCCUGGGCUUCUGUAAUAGUGAACUUCUAACAUUUGAUUUGUCCUGUCUGUUUAUUCACAUGUUUUGUUCUGUUUAGGGUCCACUUUGCAACAUUUUUCUUUUAUAAACAUUUAAUUGGUUAAAUAUUCUAAUAAAUUUCUCAUUAUUGAGUUAGAGGAAGGUUCUUAAAAUGGACCAGUAGAGAACCACUGCUUUAGACCGAUCAUUUUUAGAUGAGAAGCUGUUAUUUAAUAUUUGGAGGAUUUUCUAUUUUCUUUAAUGCAGCUCUUGUUUUUUUUAGCAGCCUCGGGUGGCCAUUAGAUGAACUGCAUUUUACAUCUUAUAAAACUUCCUGAUUCCUUGGAAACUUUUCCCUGAUUCUUUAGGUUUGUUGAAUUGUGAUCCUUUAUAAAUGUAAAAGAAGGGGCUUUCUAUCUAAUAAGGGCAAAAAUGCUUAUUUGAUAGUUUAUUUAAUAAGGAGGGAAACAAAGUAAAUUCAAACCUCCAAACAAGCACUGUAAUAUUUGCUGUGAACAAAGCCUCAGAUAAAAGCUGCAGACUGAUCUGAGACAAGAGGACUUUGAUUUGAGAAAUCUAUUUUCUUUGAAGUUAAACCACUUUAACACAAGUUUCUUCUGGGAAAUGAAAAACGUUGAUACACUUCUCCCUGCAGCGUCUGGUGCCUUUGGCCUCCAUGUGAUCCGUUUGUCUGACCGGCACACAGACUCAGUCAGUCAUGUGUCGUGUACAGUUUUUACUUUUAAAUAUUUUAUACUGUUUUCAAAGAGUGAAUGUGUGCAUGCAGAGCGUUUGUUAAUGUUUGUCACAGCAUGUUGAUGGAGACAGAUUUAGUUAGAGAGGUACAGACCCCUCACUGUUUAACAAGAGUUUGAACCAGUUUAAUGAUCUGUAAGUAAAACUUUAUUAAUGUCACUUUGUGACUGAUGAAGCUGAAGUAACAUGAAGACUCUGCUGCUUGUUGCUGCUUUACUACAUUUGUUUAACAGGUUUUAAAUAUUUGAAGAAUAUAUGUGUUGCAAGUUGAAUAAAUUGAGCACUUCAAACACUUA
Molecule: messenger RNA, 7231 nt
Organism: Cheilinus undulatus (humphead wrasse)
Lineage: Eukaryota; Metazoa; Chordata; Actinopteri; Labriformes; Labridae
Product: PDZ and LIM domain protein 7-like
Exons: 13
Coding region: 492-2069 (525 amino acids)
Biological process (GO): heart development; muscle structure development; actin cytoskeleton organization
Cellular component (GO): stress fiber; filamentous actin; Z disc
Molecular function (GO): muscle alpha-actinin binding; actin binding
Source: RefSeq, a predicted model, not a curated record